AUGAAGAUGUGGAAUGCUGACGACUCAGCAACCCUGAAGGCUCAGGUGGGCGUAGCGUUCACCAAAGGGAGCAAGGCACUAUAUCCACCGCCAACACCAUCUCCACCACCAGCACCAUCUCUACCACCAGCACCAUCUCCACCAUCUCCACCACCAGCACCAUCACCACCAUCUCCACCACCAGCACCAUCUCCGCCACCAGCACCAUCUCCACCAUCUCCACCACCAGCACCAUCUCCACCACCAGCACCAUCUCCACCAUCUCCACCACCAGCACCAUCUCUACCACCAGCACCAUCUCCACCAUCUCCACCACCAGCACCAUCUCUACCACCAGCACCAUCAUCACCAUCUCCACCACCAGCACCAUCUCCGCCACCAGCACCAUCUCCACCAUCUCCACCACCAGCACCAUCUCCACCAUCUCCACCACCAGCACCAUCACCACCAUCUCCACCGCCAGCACCAUCUCUGCCACCAGCACCAUCUCCACCACCAGCACCAUCACCACCAUCUCCACCGCCAGCACCAUCUCUGCCACCAGCACCAUCUCCAGCACCAGCACCAUCACCACCAUCUCCACCACCAGCACCAUCUCCACCAUCUCCACCACCAGCACCAUCUCCACCAUCUCCACCGCCAGCACCAUCUGUGCCACCAGCACCAUCUCCAGCACCAGCACCAUCACCACCAUCUCCACCACCAGCACCAUCUCCACCAUCUCCACCACCAGCACCAUCUCCACCAUCUCCACCGCCAGCACCAUCUCUGCCACCAGCACCAUCUCCAUCACCAGCACCAUCUCCACCAUCUCCACCACCAGCACCAUCACCACCAUCUCCACCGCCAGCACCAUCUCUGCCACCAGCACCAUCUCCACCACCAGCGCCAUCUCCACCAUCUCCACCACCAGCACCAUCACAACCAUCUCCACCGCCAGCACCAUCUCCACCACCAGCACCAUCACCACCAUCUCCACCGCCAGCACCAUCUCCACCAUCUCCACUACCAGCACCAUCUCCACCAUCUCCACCGCCAGCACCAUCUCCACCAUCUCCACCACCAGCACCAUCUCCACCAUCUCCACCGCCAGCACCAUCUCUGCCACCAGCACCAUCUCCACCGCCAGCACCAUCUCCACCACUUCCACCACCAGCACCAUCUCCACCAUCUCCACCGCCAGCACCAUCUCCACCAUCUCCACCACCAGCACCAUCUCCACGAUCUCCACCACCAGCACCAUCUCCACCAUCUCCACCGCCAGCACCAUCUCCACCAUCUCCACCACCAGCACCAUCUCCACCAUCUCCACCACCAGCACCAUCUCCACCAUCUCCACCACCAGCACCAUCUCCACCAUCUCCACCACCAGCACCAUCUCCACCGCCAGCACCAUCACCACCAUCUCCAACACCAGCACCAUCUCCACCACCAGCACCAUCACCACCAUCUCCACCACCAGCACCAUCUCCACCGCCAGCACCAUCUCCACCAUCUCCACCACCAGCACCAUCUCCACCACCAGCACCAUCACCACCAUCUCCAACACCAGCACCAUCUCCACCACCAGCACCAUCACCACCAUCUCCACCACCAGCACCAUCUCCACCGCCAGCACCAUCUCCACCAUCUCCACCACCAGCACCAUCUCCACCACCAGCACCAUCACCACCAUCUUCACCACCAUCACCAUCUCCACCACCAGCACUAUCACCACCAUCACCACCGCCAGCACCAUCUCCACCAUCUCCACCACCAGCACCAUCUCCACCACCAUCACCAUCUCCACCAUCUCCACCACCAGCACCAUCUCCACCACCAGCACCAUCAUCACCAUCUCCACCACCAGCACCAUCUCUGCCACCAGCACCAUAUCCACCAUCUCCACUGCCCGCACCAUCUCCACCAUCUCCACCACCUCCACCAUCUCCACCACCAGCACCAUCUCCACCACCAGCACCAUCACCACCAUCUCCACCACCAGCAUCAUCUCCACCACCGGCACCAUCUCCACCAUCUCCACCACCAGCACCAUCUCCACCACCAGCACCAGCACCACCAUCUCCACCACCAGCACCAUAUCCACCAUCUCCACCACCAGCACCAUCUCCACCACCAUCACCAUCUCCACCAUCUCCACCACCAGCACCAUCUCCACCACCAGCACCGUCUCCACCAUCUCCACCACCAGCACCAUCUCUGCCACCAGCACCAUCUCCACCAUCUCCACCGCCAGCACCAUCUCCACCAUCUCCACCACCAUCACCACACUUUCCACAGGAGCUCUUGUGGGCCCUGGGCUCCAAGAGAGAGACCGACAAGAGCCCGUGCCCCCAGUCCCACCUCACAGUCCCAGGGAGCCGCCCGAUGGACUGGGGGUCGGAGGCACUCCCUGAGAGACGCGGUGUGGAGCUGUGCAUCUCCAUCCUCCGCACGCCUGUCCGUCUGGCCAUGCAGCACCCAGGCUGGAGUGUCCUGCGGAGCCCAGGCCAGGCCUCCAUCCAGCGGCAGCUGGAGCUCGCUGCCCACUUGCCGGGUCUCGGAGACCCUGACGGCUCCCCAGUGGGCCCCAGCCCGGACCCUCGCAGCAGCAGCAGCCCCAAUGCCCGUUAUGGGCUGGAGCCUCCUCGCCUCUCCCUGACCUGCAUUUCCUCGGCCCUGCCUCCCACGGGGGUGUUAGGAAAACCCGCCAAUUGCACCCGGUUCUCACCCGAGAGUUGUGAGAACGAGUGGUUGAAAAUAGCCUGA
Molecule: messenger RNA, 2748 nt
Organism: Dama dama (fallow deer)
Lineage: Eukaryota; Metazoa; Chordata; Mammalia; Artiodactyla; Cervidae
Product: basic proline-rich protein-like
Exons: 5
Coding region: 1-2748 (915 amino acids)
Source: RefSeq, a predicted model, not a curated record